AUGCCUCCUCCUUCAUUACUCCCUCCAACCAAACAACAGCAACAUCAACAGAAUCCUUUGAUGCCACCGCCACCACUGCCUCAACCAGCUCAACAACAACAUACAAAGCCUCAACCAGCUCAACAACAACAACAACAACAACCACAAGUAGAACUAAACUAUAAAGAACCAGAUUGGAGUUGUGCACCUGAUUCAAACGAUGAAUACAGUCUAGAGGUGAUCAAGAAUGGUACAGUCUGUGAGAACAUCCCAAUCAACACCAAGAACUUCUAUCUCAUUGGUCGAUUGCCAAUAUGCGACAUUGUAACUGAUCAUCCAAGUAUCAGUCGACAGCAUGCUGUCGUACAACACAAAGAGUCUGGACAGGUACUCCUCUAUGACCUUUCAAGCACACAUGGUACAUUCAUCAACAAGAGACGUUGUCCACCAAAUACCUAUUGUCCCCUGCGCAGUGGAGACGUUCUCAAGUUUGGCGAAUCCACAAGACUCUAUGUAUUCAGCGGCGGUGCAGUUCCAGAGACUGAUGAUAGAUUGGCAUCGAAUGAGCCUGUCAGUGACAAGGAGCCGGCAUCAGUGUCCUCAUCCUUCAUUCAGUACUUCACUGCGGCAAGAUCCACAGAGGACAGUAUCAAGAUUCAGCAAAUGAUCAGAGAGUCACGAGGAAGUGGGUGGGGCACCGACGACAAGUUCGAUGCUCAUGAUAUUGAUGACCACGAGGAUACCAACGAGACUGGAGACUCAGAAAAGAGUCAGAUACAGGUGGAGCAGGAUCAUCAUGACGACGAUCAAGACGAGUUCUACAAUAGGACUGAACAGUUUAAGGAGGCAAAGUGGCUGAAGGAUCUGAUGCAAGACAGCUACCAAGAGUUAAUGAAUAAGAAGGAGAUGUAUAUUGCGGAUCGAGAGGAGUUGCAACUGCGAUUCAAAAAGUCGGCCGAAGGUGACAGUAAAGCCAACGACGAUGAUCAAGACUCUCUGGAGCAGUUUAUGAAACAGAAUGAUCAACAACUAAAGAAGAAUAUACAACAGGAGAUCAUGAGCCAGAUGAUGGGUGUGAGCAAGAGGAUAUCAAUCAUUGAACAGCAACUUCAACAACGACCAGAGUACAAAAAACAUCAACAGCAACAAAAGUUGAUGGAACGACAGAAACAAUUGGAGCAACGAGAGGAACGACUGUUGCAGCAGCAUCAACAGCAGCAACAACAGGAGCAAGACCAGUCACAACAUACAAAAUCACAGAAUGAGGGAAGAACUUUGGAGGUUCAUCCCAAGCCAGCAGCAGCAAUGGCGUCAAAGAAUAUAUUUAGACCAGACGUUAAUGAUGAAGAUAACAAGAAACCAAAGUCCAUUAUACCACUCUCUGAUGAUAUACCAGAGGAGUACCAGAUAAAGACAAAGAAGAGACCACAAACUCAACCAGAGGACCCACUGGAAAAGGCAAAAAAGCUUAGAGAGACCCUGCAAUCUAAACAAGAGUCAGAGUUUGUCGACUUGAUCGAGAGAGAAAGUCAGAUGAGCAAUGGUAGUGCAAAUAAAUAUGGAUAUUGA
Messenger RNA from Acytostelium subglobosum LB1, 1548 nucleotides. RefSeq lists its product as hypothetical. The transcript is spliced from 2 exons. Lineage: Eukaryota; Evosea; Eumycetozoa; Acytosteliales; Acytosteliaceae. Bases 1 to 1548 code for a protein of 515 amino acids. The record is from RefSeq and is a predicted model, not a curated record. Gene Ontology annotation, molecular function: mRNA binding; protein binding.